UGUAAUAAGCACACAAACGCACACAGACACAUGCAGCAGACACAGCAUGGAUGCAGCUAGUGUGUGCAACAGCAGAUCAGGUUGUCCUGGCUCCUACAGAUGCUUCACGGGACGCUGAGGAGGAGCCAGCAUGUCCGUUUCUGUGAUAACAGACACGUAUACGUCCAUCGACCGGCCGGCGGUCUCUGAGACCCCCACCGGUGCUAAUGCUACAGGGCAGGAACGAGACGCCCUGCUGGCCGUGGCCGAGGUGGUGGUGCUGGCGGUCAUCUUAGUGAUGGCGUUACUUGGCAACGGGCUGGUCCUGGUGGUGUUGCUAAGACGAAGGCGACACCACAACCCCCUGCACCAGUUCAUGCUGAACCUUUGUGUGGCUGACCUGGUGGUGGCGCUGUUCCAGGUGUUGCCCCAGCUCGUGUGGGACGCUAAGGGACGCUUUCCUGGUCCUGACUUCUUAUGUCGCCUGGUGAAGUACCUUCAGGUUCUUGGAAUGUUUGCCUCCUCCUACAUCAUCGUAGCCAUGACAGUGGAUCGCCACUAUGCUAUCUGCUGCCCCCUGCAGGCACAUCGCAGCGGGGCCACGAAGCGCUGGAACAGCUUCAUCGUGCUGGCCUGGGUACUGUCGCUGCUGCUCAGCCUGCCACAGGUCUUUAUCUUUUCCCGUUCUGAGUUGGCUCCAGGUGUGUAUGAAUGUUGGGGCAACUUUGCCGAGUCCUGGGGCCUCAAAGCCUACGUGACGUGGAUGACGCUAGCCAUCUUCAUCCUCCCCGUUCUGAUCAUCACCAUCUGCCAGGUGCGAAUCUUCAAGGAGAUUCAUAACAAUCUGUACCUGAAAUCAGACUGCCGCCUGUCCCCCGCUGCUCUCCCUCAAUUAAGAAAAGAAACCCAGAGAGGAAAAAGAGGAGGAGGAGAAGGAAAGUCUAAUGUCCCCUUCUAUGUUUCCCCCCUCGUGUACAACAACCCUGGAAAUGACAGCAGUUUGGACCCUGUGUCCACCUAUCAGCACCUCCCGAUGGCUCAGCUGCAAGCCGGCGUCCCACCAGAUCCAACACCGCCCUCUGCUGCCUGCUCACCACACCCCACCAAACUGCCUCCUGUCAGAGGUGGAGAGGUAACAGCAGCCAUGUCAAAGACGGUGAGGAUGACGCUGGUCAUUGUGCUUGUGUACUCGCUCUGCUGGGCCCCGUUCUUCAGCGUCCAGCUCUGGGCCGCCUGGGACCCUGACCCACCUCAGAACGGUGUAGCGUUUACCCUGCUGAUGCUGUUGGCCAGUCUAAACUCCUGCACCAACCCCUGGAUCUACUCCGCCUUCUCCAGCAGCGUCUCCCCGGAGCUUCGUCUGCUGCUUCACUGUCGACCGCACACUCGGCGCCGAGCUUCCGAAACAAACGACUCCACCAUCACGCACACCUCCAACUGAACACUGGACACGAUGAAGGGCAACUCCCUCUCAGUGGCACAGCUGAGUCGGCUGAUGUUUAAGGAAAUAUUAGCUGAACUUUUAAAAUGAGACCCGAGUGAACCCAUGUGAAGGGGCGCUGAAAAUGAACAGGGGUGAGUGGAGCGAGGAUUUUUAUUACAAUAGAAAUAUGUGGAAAAAAAUUCUAAAACAAAAAUGUAACUGUGUGUAUUGCCUUAGCCAUGAACAACACAAUAACUACAUUAUUGGGCUUCAGCACUGCAGAGCUCCAUCACUCACACACCCUCCAUGACACCAUGGAAACCACGAGUCUCUCCAAAGACUACAAAAAUCCAUCUUCCAGCACCUGUGAGGCUCAUUUCUGGGUCGUGUUUGUUAAAUCUGAAUGUUAGAGCUAUGCACUCAUUCCAUUUCAUUAGGUACACCAGUGCAAAUUCUUAAAUCAGCCAAUCAAAUAACUUUGUCUGCACGACUGAAAGCACCAUGUUGAGACAACCAGCUGAAGUUCAAACCGAGAAUCACAACAAGUAAUUUAAGUGAUUUUGGAAAAGGUGUGAUUGUU
Messenger RNA from Haplochromis burtoni (Burton's mouthbrooder), 1982 nucleotides. RefSeq names its product vasopressin V2 receptor. Gene Ontology annotation, biological process: regulation of systemic arterial blood pressure by vasopressin; positive regulation of vasoconstriction; G protein-coupled receptor signaling pathway. The record is from RefSeq and is a predicted model, not a curated record. Gene Ontology annotation, cellular component: membrane. NCBI's taxonomy places the organism in Eukaryota, Metazoa, Chordata, Actinopteri, Cichliformes, Cichlidae. Gene Ontology annotation, molecular function: peptide binding; vasopressin receptor activity. The transcript is spliced from 7 exons. Bases 131 to 1420 code for a protein of 429 amino acids.